This is a messenger RNA of Centropristis striata (black sea bass), 996 nucleotides long. RefSeq names its product glutamic acid-rich protein-like. The record is from RefSeq and is a predicted model, not a curated record. NCBI's taxonomy places the organism in Eukaryota, Metazoa, Chordata, Actinopteri, Perciformes, Serranidae. The transcript is spliced from 2 exons. Bases 1 to 996 code for a protein of 331 amino acids.
AUGAGAACACAGCAGCCUGGAGCUCGACGCAAAGAGACUGAAGACGACCACAAAGAGACUGAAGACGACCACAAAGAGACUGAAGACGACCACAAAGAUACUGAAGACGACCACAAAGAGACUGACGAUGACCACAAAGAGACUGAAGACGACCACAAAGACACUGAAGACGACCGCAAAGAGACUGAAGACGACCGCAAAGAGACUGAAGACGACCGCAAAGAUACUGAAGACGACCUCAACGAGACUGAAGACGACCACAAAGAUACUGAAGACGACCGCAAAGACACUGAAGACGACCUCAAAGAGACUGAAGACGACCUCAAAGACACUGAAGACGGCCUCAAAGAGACUGAAGACGACCUCAAAGAGACUGAAGAUGACCUCAAAGACACUGAAGACGACCUCAAAGAGACUGAAGACGGCCUCAAAGAGACUGAAGACGACCUCAAAGAGACUGAAGACGACCUCAAAGAGACUGAAGAUGACCUCAAAGACACUGAAGACGACCUCAAAGAGACUGAAGACGGCCUCAAAGAGACUGAAGACGACCGCAAAGAGACUGAAGACGACCUCAAAGAGACUGAAGACAACCUCAAAGACACUGAAGACGGCCUCAAAGAGACUGAAGACGACCUCAAAGAGACUGAAGACGACCUCAAAGAGACUGAAGACGACCACAAAGACACUGAAGACGGCCUCAAAGAGACUGAAGACGACCUCAAAGAGACUGAAGACGACCACAAAGACACUGAAGACGGCCUCAAAGAGACUGAAGACGACCUCAAAGAGACUGAAGACGGCCUCAAAGAGACUGAAGACGACCUCAAAGAGACUGAAGACAACCUCAAAGACACUGAAGACGACCUCAAAGAGACUGAAGACGACCUCAAAGAGACUGAAGACGACCACAAAGAGACUGACGAUGAGCAUGAAGAGACUGAAGACUCGUUUCCUUCAGAAAGCGAGUCCUGUAGAAGAGUUUGUAUCUGUUAG